AUGCACAACGAACUCACCGAAUCACAAAUUAAUUUUUAUCAGGAAAACGGCUUUCUUGUCAUUGAGAACUUUCUUGAUGCUGAGGAAUUGGCGGAGUGGCGACGUUGCACCGAUGAAUCUGUUGAGGAACGACUCGGAAAUUCAGUCAAAUUUAUGACGAACCAGAUGGACGCCAAGCAGUUCUACGCGCGGGUCUUUACACAAUGCCUCCGUUUAUCAGACACACAUACUGGCAUGCAGAAACUGGUGCAUGAUCCGAGACUCGGUAAGAUGGCAACACAGUUAGCCGGUGUCGAUGGCGUGCGAAUUUGGCACGAUCAAGCAUUGAUUAAACCGCCCCACGGCAAUCCGACCGCAUGGCACCUCGAUGUCCCGUACUGGUCUUUUGAUUCACGGGAUGCCCUCUCGUUCUGGGUUGCGCUCGACGAUGCCACACUUGCGAACGGUUGUAUGUGGUACCUCCCCGGCACCCAUAAAGCAGCCCGCUUUGAUAACGUUGGCAUUGGCAUAAACAUCGGUGAACUCUUUAACGUAUACCCAGAAUGGAAACAGAUUGAACCGCAGUGUGCACCGUGUCCUGCAGGUUCUAUCGCGUGGCAUAACGGUCUUGUUGCCCACGGUGCCGGUGCGAAUAUGACGAUCCGCCACCGUAGAGCGAUGACGUGUGGUUUCAUGCCCGAUGGAUGCACUUUCAAUGGGAAGAAGAACAUCUUGCCCGAGGACUAUUUCGAGUCUCUUGAAAUUGGAGAUGUCCUUAAUAACGACAAACAGAAUACGCUCAUUUGGCAUAAAGAUCGGGACGCUUAA
Geodia barretti is the source of this 807-nucleotide messenger RNA. NCBI's taxonomy places the organism in Eukaryota, Metazoa, Porifera, Demospongiae, Tetractinellida, Geodiidae. The record is from the annotation of a GenBank genome assembly.